This is a messenger RNA of Cephus cinctus (wheat stem sawfly), 2937 nucleotides long. Its product is annotated as ATP-binding cassette sub-family F member 3. NCBI's taxonomy places the organism in Eukaryota, Metazoa, Arthropoda, Insecta, Hymenoptera, Cephidae. Gene Ontology annotation, molecular function: ATP hydrolysis activity; ATP binding. The transcript is spliced from 9 exons. Bases 164 to 2335 code for a protein of 723 amino acids. The record is from RefSeq and is a predicted model, not a curated record.
GAUAGUUCUAGAUGCUGGUUUGAUUAACCGGAUGAAUUUUUCAAAAUGGCGUGAACAUGUGUCCGUAAUCCUUCGGCAGAAUUUUGACGGAUACUGUUAAUCGUUUCCAGAAAUAAUUAAGUAUUGGUCCUUAUCGACAACCUGACGACGACUGCUCACUGGUAUGGCCGUGUGUGGCGAAUAUAUCAGAAGUCAAUUUCCAACAAUAGACGACGAUCUGUAUCAGUAUGUCGAAGGAAUACUUGAUAGCUCGAAGGAAGACUUUGAAGACGGUGAUGAAAUUUAUGAAGCAAUCGGCGAGGUUUUGCAUGAGGUAGCAGACAAACCCGAAAACGAGGUUAGGAAAAUAUGUGAGAAAUUAUUGGAAAUGCUAAAGGAUGCCAAUGGGGAGAAAGAUGGCUCGAACAAAAGAAAGAAAAAUGGUGUUAACAAAGUGUUAAAUGCUCCAGUUCAUUUGGGCUCAAUGGCUGCCACAUUAGAAGCACAAGUUGAACAGAUUAAGAGUAUUUGGGUGACAACUCGUGAUGAUGCCAUGAAAGUGGAUGCAAAAAAGUUGGAAAAGGCAGAAGCAAAGUUGCAACAGAAACAAGAAAAACGAGUUGGCAAUGAAAGUGCAGCAAACCGUAACACUCCAUCAAUGAGUCAAGGUAUAGAGACAGCGAGUGCCAGUCAGAUGACCAGUAAAAAAGAUAGCCGAUUGGAAACAAAAGGGGGUUCUAAUAGGACACAAGACAUCAGAAUAGAAAACUUUGAUGUAGCUUAUGGCGAUCGAGUAUUAUUACAAGGAGCUGAUUUAACAUUAGCCUUUGGUCGCCGUUACGGUCUCGUAGGUCGUAAUGGUCUUGGGAAAACGACUCUUCUACGAAUGAUAUCUGCUAAUCAUCUUCGGAUACCAUCUCACAUACGUGUGCUGCACGUGGAGCAAGAAGUUGCUGGAGAUGAAACAUCAGCUUUAGAAUCGGUGCUAGGUUGUGAUCAGGAACGUAGUACUUUACUUAGUCGGGAGGCUGAAUUGCAAGCAGCAAUCGAGAAGGAAGGUUCGUCGGGUGCUGGCGAUUCUCUUGGAGAAGAGUUAGCGAAGGUGUACGAAGCGAUGCGAUUGGCGGAAGUAGAUAAAGCUCCAGCUCGUGCAAGUGCUAUACUUUCUGGUCUUGGCUUCUCGGUGGAACGACAAGCAUGGCCCACUAAGGCUUUCUCAGGUGGAUGGCGGAUGCGUCUUGCUUUAGCUCGCGCUCUCUUCUCUAAACCGGAUCUUUUGUUGCUUGAUGAACCUACUAACAUGUUAGACAUCAAAGCCAUUCUUUGGCUUGAGAAAUAUCUUCAAAAUUGGCCGACUACCCUCUUGGUUGUCUCUCACGACCGAAACUUUCUGGACACUGUACCAACGGAUAUCCUCUACUUGCGUGGACAGAAGAUUGAGUCAUAUCGUGGUAAUUAUGACCAAUUUUCGAAGACAAAGACUGAACGUGAACGUAAUCAGCAGCGAGAAUUCGAAGCUCAGCAAGCUAAACGAGCUCACGUUCAAGAAUUCAUCGAUCGGUUUCGAUACAAUGCAAAUCGUGCGUCCAGUGUGCAGAGCAAGAUUAAGAUGCUAGAAAAACUGCCAGAGUUGAAACCAAUGGAAAAGGAAAGUGAAGUUACUCUGCGAUUCCCGGAAGUAGAGUCUUUGAGUCCGCCUAUUUUGCAAUUGAAUGAAGUGUCGUUCCGGUACGAAGGUGUAGCCGACAAUUCCUAUAUCUUCACUGGUGUUAAUUUAACUGCCACACUUCAAUCUCGUAUUUGUAUCGUGGGUGAAAAUGGCGCUGGAAAAACGACACUUCUUAAAAUUAUAACCGGCACUUUGAGUCCAACUCAGGGCACCGUUCACGUACACCGUAAUCUUAAAUUUGGAUACUUCAGUCAGCAUCACGUCGAUCAACUAGAUAUGCGUGUCUGUUCCGUGGAGCUACUGCAAAAUCAUUUUCCUGGCAAGCCAGUAGAAGAAUAUAGAAGAAUGCUUGGAAGUUUCGGAGUUAGUGGUGACCUGGCGUUGCAAACAAUUAAUUCACUUUCCGGAGGUCAAAAAUCCAGGGUUGCCUUUGCUCUUAUGUGUGCAGCGAUGCCCAAUUUCCUUGUUCUUGAUGAACCAACGAAUCAUUUGGAUAUUGAAUCUAUUGAAGCACUAGGAAAAGCUCUGAACGCUUAUCAAGGUGGUGUCAUAUUAGUUUCACACGACGAACGUCUAAUUCGUAUGGUCUGUAAGGAACUUUGGGUUUGCGGCAACGGUUCUGUUCAUUGUAUGGAAGGUGGCUUUGACGAAUAUCGUAAAAUCAUUGAAAAGGAACUGGAAGCAUAAUGUCUUUUAAGAGUCGAAGGUUCUGCGAUUCAAGAAUUAUGGAUUAUCAGCUUCGCUGUCUACGAUGAUACGAAGAAUUUCAACCUCGUGCGGAUCAAGCUUGUACCAUUGGUUUUUUUUUAAUUGUGAAAAUGCUGCUGAUACCUCUUGCCACCGAAUGACAGAUAUAUAAAUUUUCGAUAUAUGACAAAGGAUUUACUUUGAAACAUUCUCAUACUAUUUGAAAAACACCAAUCAAGGAGUUUAAUAUUUAACUGCGAUCCAUUAUCACUUUGCCAAAUUCAAUAGUAAUACGAAUUCUAUUUGCAUUGUCCAAAGAUUAAAACAGCGUUAGUUGAAAUUGUAUCAUUAUAGAACUAACAGUCGAAUCUUCGAAAAAGUUUUUUGUAUCCUUAGAUACUGAUUAUGGAGCAUAAGUAUUAUAUGAGAACAGAUUCCAUGAGACAGUUAUUACGUUUUUCAAAUUAUAUUAUUCGGUGGCACGUUCGGUUAUAUCAGACGUUAAAUCAUUGAAAAGCGAUAGCGAUGUUAGAAGAUAGUAUCCUAUCAGAUUUUCGUUACCUUACACCUACUUUAAUAAAUGGACAAUUUGUUGAUAAUGA